This is a messenger RNA of Sporisorium graminicola, 1248 nucleotides long. RefSeq lists its product as uncharacterized. The record is from RefSeq and is a predicted model, not a curated record. The coding region runs from base 1 to 1248 and encodes 415 amino acids. Lineage: Eukaryota; Fungi; Basidiomycota; Ustilaginomycetes; Ustilaginales; Ustilaginaceae. The transcript has a single exon.
AUGGGCUCACCCGACCCAGACAAGCGUCAGAUCGAUGGGCUGGGUGGAGGCAUCAGCUCGCUUUCCAAGACUGGCGUUGUCGGUCCACCCGAUGCGACACUGGCAGCUCGUUUGCGGGCAUCGCAACACAGUUUUGCAGAUGGCGUCGACUAUGCGGACGACGAGGUGUUGGCAUCGAGCCAAGAUCAAGGCUGGGAUCUUGUCUAUAGGUUUGGCCAGGUACCUGUGGAGAGCGGCACUGAAAUUGACUGGACCAGUACGUGCGGCAAUCUGGUCUCUGCCGUUGCGCUUUUUGGGCUUCAUCAGGGGCAUGUGAAGCAGCAGAGGAUCCACGAAGCGUUUGAGCAGCUUGAGGCAAGGCCGGCAAAGGUCGGUGAUAAGUUCGCGUUCCCAGCAAGGCUGCUCGUCACUUGCUCGGGACAGGUCAUCCGUGCCAACGUGCCCGUCACUCUAUACCGCACCGACGACAACGCCGGGUGGUAUCCGGAUCUCGAGGGAGACGUCUCCAUCUCUGGCGUUCCCGGAACAGCCCCAGGCAUCCUCAUCGAAACGCCGCUCGACACAGCCUCACUCCUCCCCACGGGCAAUCAAAUCGACCACAUCACCGUCGACAGUACCUCGUAUCCUGUCACCAUCAUCAAUGCCGGUCUCCCUACCAUCUUCAUCUCCUCCUCCAGCCUCUCUCCCGUCCUUGACCCAUCGUCACUCCACACUCUAUCGCCUUCUGACUUGGACGGGAACAUCGCGCUCAUGAUGCUGCUCGACAAGCUUCGAGUCGCAUCUGCUGGCCUCACGCCGUUCCUGCAGAAGACGCUAAGCCCCUCGGCUCCCAAGAUCUGCAUCGUCCAUCCGACACCUGUUCCAGGGUACACCACGACAGGUGGCCAACACGUGGAAGCGCACCAGAUGGACGUGCUGAUCCGGGCGGUCAGCGUGGGCAAUCUGCAUCGCACCGUUCCGGCGACGUGCUUGUCCGCUCUUGCUGCAGGAAGGGCUUUCCCGUUGUCGACCAUCGAGCAGGCUGUCCAAGCGGGUUUGAGGCAGAAUGAAGAAGCAUCGGAAGGAGGCAUCGUUUCGAUACGCGUGGGCCAGCCAGCAGGUGUGUCGGAAGCAAGUGUCAAAGUCGGAAAGCCAUCGCAGGCCGACACGGAGAGAGGGCUGACACGCAUACCUGAGUCGAUAGUCUACUAUCGCACAGCGCGACGAAUCAUCGAAGGGUUUGUCGACGUUCCACGCUCCUUCGCCUAG